Molecule: messenger RNA, 5660 nt
Organism: Heterocephalus glaber (naked mole-rat)
Lineage: Eukaryota; Metazoa; Chordata; Mammalia; Rodentia; Bathyergidae
Gene: Arhgef9
Product: Cdc42 guanine nucleotide exchange factor 9
Molecular function (GO): guanyl-nucleotide exchange factor activity; protein binding
Source: RefSeq, a predicted model, not a curated record
GCCUACGGGAUGUGGUGGGGGUGGGGAGAGGAGAGGGAGAAGACCAGCGAGGAAGGGCUGGAAAGCGUGCCUGGCAGCCUGGAACCCAGCGAAGAGAGCAGCGUAGGAAAGCGAGGGAACUAGAGAGAAUAGAGGAGACUGAGACUGACCGGUAGCCAGACAGGCGGACGUACGCCCGGACAGACAGACUCAGCCGGCGCUGGAGAACCUCUGAUAGGUUCCUCCCGCCUUUCCCUUUGAAAACCAGGAUUUUGCUUUUUCCGUGGCGCCCGAGAGAGAAUGCUGGACUGCCGUCUUCAGCACAAGCUAAGAUUUCGCAGCUAGGCAAGAAAAGAUCAGCUCAAUCCUGAGGGGGGAGGGGGUGGAAGCAAGUGCCCCUGUCCCCAUCCCCCUUCCCUCCCCUCCCCGACGAACUCGGGCGCCAAACCCAACCCUUCCUUAACCACCCGACUUCCUCUUCUCCUUUCUAGCAUGGUGGCUGUAUGGACAGUCUGACAGAACAGAGACUGACAUCUCCCAAUCUGCCAGCCCCCCACCUGGAACACUACAGUGUUCUGCAUUGCACCAUGACCCUGGAUGUGCAAACUGUAGUCGUUUUUGCCGUGAUUGUAGUCCUCCUGCUUGUCAAUGUCAUACUCAUGUUUUUCCUGGGAACGCGCUGAAUGGAGUACAGCCACCUGAGCUGUCGCGAACUCUCGCUUUGAUUUCAUCCCGAGAGCCAUCGCCGGGGGGGGGGGGGGUGUCGGGAGAGAGAGGAGAGGAGAAAGAGAGAGAGAGGAGAAAGAGAGAGAGAGGGAGAGAGGGAGAGAGAGAGAGACCAGGGAAGAGAGGGAGAGAAAGAACAAGCUUUUUUACUGGGGGGAAACGUUUUGAGCUUCAACAUGGCCUCGCUGUGAUAUCUGAUCACUGGAGAUUCCAUCGUUAGUGCUGAGGCAGUAUGGGAUCACGUCACCAUGGCCAACCGGGAGUUGGCAUUUAAGGCUGGCGAUGUCAUCAAAGUCUUGGAUGCUUCCAACAAGGAUUGGUGGUGGGGCCAGAUCGACGAUGAGGAGGGAUGGUUUCCUGCCAGCUUUGUGAGGCUCUGGGUGAACCAGGAGGAUGGGGUAGAGGAAGGGCCCAGUGACGUGCAGAAUGGGCACCUGGACCCCAACUCAGACUGCCUGUGCCUGGGCCGACCACUCCAGAACCGGGACCAGAUGCGGGCCAAUGUCAUCAAUGAGAUUAUGAGCACUGAGCGUCACUAUAUCAAGCACCUCAAGGACAUUUGUGAGGGAUACCUGAAGCAGUGUCGGAAGAGAAGGGACAUGUUCAGUGAUGAACAACUGAAGAUCAUCUUUGGGAACAUUGAAGACAUCUACAGGUUUCAGAUGGGCUUUGUGAGAGACCUGGAGAAACAGUACAACAAUGAUGACCCCCACCUCAGCGAAAUAGGACCCUGCUUCCUAGAACAUCAAGAUGGAUUCUGGAUAUACUCUGAGUAUUGUAACAACCACCUGGACGCCUGCAUGGAGCUUUCCAAGCUGAUGAAGGACAGCCGCUACCAGCACUUCUUUGAGGCCUGUCGUCUCUUGCAGCAGAUGAUUGACAUUGCCAUUGAUGGUUUCCUUCUGACUCCAGUGCAGAAGAUCUGCAAAUAUCCCUUACAGUUGGCUGAGCUCCUCAAGUAUACAGCCCAAGACCACAGUGACUACAGAUAUGUGGCAGCUGCUUUGGCUGUCAUGAGAAAUGUGACUCAACAGAUCAACGAACGCAAGCGACGUUUGGAGAAUAUUGACAAGAUUGCCCAGUGGCAGGCCUCUGUUCUAGACUGGGAGGGUGAGGAUAUCCUAGACAGGAGCUCGGAGCUGAUCUACACUGGGGAGAUGGCCUGGAUCUACCAGCCCUAUGGCCGCAACCAGCAGCGGGUCUUCUUCCUGUUUGACCACCAGAUGGUUCUCUGCAAGAAGGACUUAAUCCGGAGAGAUAUCCUGUACUACAAAGGCCGUAUUGACAUGGAUAAAUAUGAGGUAAUUGAUAUUGAAGAUGGCAGAGAUGAUGACUUUAAUGUAAGCAUGAAGAAUGCUUUCAAGCUUCACAACAAGGAGACAGAAGAAGUACAUCUGUUCUUUGCCAAGAAACUGGAGGAGAAAAUACGUUGGCUCAGGGCUUUCAGAGAAGAGAGGAAAAUGGUACAGGAAGACGAAAAAAUCGGCUUUGAAAUUUCUGAAAACCAGAAGAGGCAGGCUGCAAUGACUGUGAGAAAAGUCCCUAAACAAAAAGGUGUCAACUCUGCCCGCUCUGUUCCUCCUUCCUACCCACCACCACAGGACCCGUUAAACCAGGGCCAGUACCUGGUCCCCGACGGCAUCGCUCAAUCGCAAGUCUUUGAGUUCACCGAACCCAAGCGCAGCCAGUCACCAUUCUGGCAAAACUUCAGCAGGUUAACCCCAUUCAAAAAAUAAUACCUACAGGGAGGCAGAUAAUUUUAAAAUAAACUAAAUAAAAUUAUAUUUAUAGAUGGACUUUUUUCGGAGAAACACUGUUGAAAAUAUAUGUGUGUGUAUAUAUACAUAUAUACAUAUAUAGAGACAUAUAUAGACAUAUGUAUACACACAGACCCUUGAGUAUAUGCACACACACACUUGUGUGGGCAUGUACAUACAUAUGUGUGCACAUACCACACACAUACAUACACAUACACAUACAUACACACUCAUAUACACACAGAGAAGGACCAAAAACGUUUUCUGUUGUUUUUGGUUUGUGAAAUCUAUAGGUGGUAGGAAGAGGUACAAAUGACUUCCAAACAUGUGACCCCUUCUUAAAACUUUACAGUUCUUACCCUGUUCCCUUCCUCUUUUCUUUCAGAGAUUGACAUUUCCAUUUGUUCUUUUUCUUGUUAAGAUACUCUCUUUGCUCCCAUGUGAAUGAUUCAUUGACUUUUUAUUAUUACCAUAGAUGCAUUUGUAUUGGUUUUCUGCUUUCAUGAUAAUAGAGAUGAUGAUGACUUUUGAUUUUAAUUUGGUGUGGUGGGUUUGGGAUUUCUUUCUUUCACUUUUCACCGAGGAAAGGGAAAAUCCCCAUUUCCUCUCCUUCAGCCAAUCAUCUGUGAAUAUUCCUGUAGCCCUGCAGUUUCCCCAGAACAGCCUUUACCCAGCAUCCUCUGUCCAAAGUCCUGCUAGUCAGGACAUGAUCCUUAAUGCCAUGUGACAUAAGUGCUUGGUAUUUCUAUUGCUUUCUCUGUAUUUUAGAUGUUGAGGAAGGAUACCAAACCAAAAAGAAACAAGGGAGUAUCAGAGUAUUAUGAUGCUAAAGAAGAGUUCUGUUCAGGAAAUAUUUUUCUUUGGACUAUUUCUUCUAACUUUUGUGAGUCCUCAUGUUGCAGCACUUCUGGGUCAUUGCAGUUUUGCAUCUGGGGAUUAGUUUGGACCAAUUAGUCUCUUCAGACUCCCUUUGUUAUGAGUCUCCUCUUAGGCCUGGCCUCCCUAGCCCAACAGAAGAUCUGAACUGGAAGCAGAGGCUGAGACUCUGUCUCCUAAGGAAGGGAUUUAUCUCUGGCCCUUCCCAAAGCACCAAGUAGACGUAAAGCAGGGCUCCCUACAGCAAGCAGUUCAGUGUUCUGGUCACCUCUGCUCCCAUUUGCAGAUUUUUAAGGCAACAUUGAUAGGAGUCUAUGGAGGGAUUCAAGCCAGAACCCACCUGACCAAGAUCAUCAGUUGCCUUCAAAUUAUUGACCUGAACAGAGUCCAAGGCUGACAGUAAAAUAGGCAUGGAAAGAAACAACAUUGAUCCAAGAUACAGUACCUCUAGUUCCUACCACCCCAAUUAAGUGAAUUGUCCCCCAUUGUUAGCAGAUUGCAUGGACAAUCUUCCCUGGCUCCCUCCUUUCUUUUUCUCUGUCUUCCUUCUUUCUCUUGCCCUCUUGGCACAGGAGAAUUGCUGAUGUUGGCAUAGUCAAAGCAGUUCUGGCACUGGAAGAUUGCCUUGUUUCUAACAUCUUCCUAUCCCAGAACACUUAAGGCCAGUGAGUGAUGGGCCCAGGGGAACAUUUCCCUCAGGACAAAGGAUCUGAGGCAGAGACACUACCCUCAAGAUUAUUUUUGCCAGGCUUUCCACUAACUUCUCCCACAAAGAAUCAGGAUUCCCAAUGAGUAUAGGAAUACCCAUUUGUCCUCUGUACAUGGCCCUUUCCUUGGUUAGACCUUGAAUAGCAAGGAAUAGGGUAUAAAGAAGUGAGGGUAGGCCCUGCUAUAGAAAGCCACUCUAACAAGGGAUCGAGAUUAUGACUCUGUCUUGGAUCCCAUGGAAGAAGACUUCAGUGUGAAAGGAUCCCAUUUUACCAGGCAGCUGCCACAGUUCCAUGAAGGCUUCAACAUAGGUGAUUAUUUUACUGCUUUGUGCCUCCUGACCCAGACCAGGCCUUGCCUACCCUGGUAAGCUUUCCCCUGUGGAAAUCAAAUUACAAGCUUUUGAAUCUUCCAUUCUAUCACAGCAAGUCAGAAUUGUAAAGUUAAGGGUUAGUGACUUAGCUCAGUGGCACCAUGCCUGUGCCUGCCUUGAAAGCACAAGGUCGUGAGUUCAAUCCCCCCCAGUACAAAAAACCCCCACAAAAAAACAGAAUUGUAAAGUUAAGGCAAGGACAAGCCUGAUUUGAAUAGAGAACUAGGGCUCAGGUCUGGCCACCAUGUGACCUAGCUACUUAAGCUUAGCUACAUAAGCCUCCUUGGCAAGGAACCUUGUGCCCAGCACCCAGGUUAAAAUUUACCCCCUUGGCAAACAGAGCGUGUUUUAGUGUCUGUGCAGGCCUCUCUUUAUUGUAUUCCUUUUCCUACUUUCCACUACUCCUCAUUAGGCUUAGCUUUGUCUUAUUUUCCUAGGGUUGGAAGCACAUCAGGAGGGAAUGCUUGGAAAAGUCCUUGGGCUUAAAGCAUCUCUUGGCCAUGCCUUCACAUCUACUUACCCUCCCUGGGUCCUUUACCCCUGGGGCUCCAGGGUCAGGGAUAUCACUCCCCUCUUCUCCUUUACAUAAUCCAACAGUCUUAGGAGAUGCCAGUAAUUUGUGAAAAUAAGAAAUUAGCUCUCCAUUGAUUGGAAUGCCCCCACAUAGCAGAAAAGCAUACCAGUCAGUGGCCAUUAGCCCAAAGGGGAGCCAGGAAGUCAAUUCUGGGCUCAGUAUCUAAACAUGUUGUGUCCCCAUAGCAAUGCUAUCCUCAAGAACUGUAUAAUUCUUUGUUUCUAUGUGGCCCUGAGUUCCCCUUUCCUGAAUUCAGUGAGGCCUGGAUUUGCUCUUCAUAUUGCUGGUAUGUUUUAUGGCCCCCACUAUGGGGAAGUCCUAACACAAAAAUAAAACUUUUUCUCUCUCUUCUCCCCCUCUGUAUAUGUCUAUAUCUUUAAUGGAUCUAUUAAGGACACCAACAAGAGAGUUUUGACAAUUCUAAUGUGAAAGCAGAUAGUGAUUUUUUUAGUGCUUUGGGGUAGGGUGGGCUGGGAUCAAUAGAAUAGGCAACAGUGAUUUUGAUUACCCCUACUGCUCUGCAUUUGGCAAUUUAUUCUUUUGUUUCUACUGUUUGACUGUUUGACCCUUUUAAACAAGUGUCAGAAUUGUCUAACAAAAAAAAAGAUGUAAUGACACAAAGCCUUAUGAAGAUACUUAUGGAGUUCAAUAAAAAGUAAAAAAGACA